Molecule: messenger RNA, 1368 nt
Organism: Lasiosphaeria miniovina
Lineage: Eukaryota; Fungi; Ascomycota; Sordariomycetes; Sordariales; Lasiosphaeriaceae
Product: SRP40, C-terminal domain-containing protein
Exons: 1
Coding region: 1-1368 (455 amino acids)
Cellular component (GO): nucleolus; nucleoplasm
Source: RefSeq, a predicted model, not a curated record
AUGGCGCCAAUCAAGGACAAGAAGCUGAAAGCCACGAAAAGUAAGGCUACCAAACCCGAGAAGGCUAGCAAGUCGGUUGGUUCAUCCACGCAGCCCCCCGCGCAUCUUAUGGACCUUGUCGAAACCUUCCUUACUGAAAACGAUUUUACCGACGCCCACCGCGCAUUUACAAAGCAGCGCUCCAAGAAGGGCUGGGUCAAAUCACAAAAGGGGGCAGAUAAGACUUCCAGCGUAGACCAUCCCUCUCUGGUUACUGUCUUCCAGACUUGGCAGACGUCCCUCAAUGGCGGUAGCGGAACAAGCAUACAGGCGGCUGUUGAGAAGGUCACCAAGGUCAGCAGCAGCGAGGACGAGAGUAGUAGUAGUAGCAGCAGCAGCAGCAGAAGCAGCAACUCGGACUCGUCAGAUAGCGACAGCGACGCAGAUGCCGACGUAGAAAUGGAGGACGUCGCAGAGGACGACGACUCGUCAAGCUCCGAAUCGAGCAGCAGUGAGGACAGCGACGGCGAGAGUGAAAAGGAGGAUACUAAAGCCGCGAGAACCACCAACACUGAGAAGGCAGCCGCGGCAAAUCCUCUAAAGCGGAAAGCUGCUUCUGAGAGUAGAUCAUCGUCCUCGGAGGAUGAGGUUCUAGUGACCAAGAAGCAGAAGGUGGUCGCCUCCGCACUGGGUUCUUCCUCCGACUCAUCGUCGGAUUCGUCCAGCUCCGAUUCAGACUUGGACUCGGGGGCCAAGACAGCCACUAAACCAAAAAUUGUCAAAAAAUCGGCCUCGGACUCCAGCUCGGACUCUUCUUCAGAGCCUUCUGAAUCUUCGUCAGACUCAUCGGAUUCCGACUCCGAAUCGUCUUCGGCCUCAGACGAAAAGGCUGCGCAGGUCCCCUUGCCCGACAGCGACUCAUCUUCUGAUGACAGCGACUCCUCAUCUUCUUCGGAUUCGGAUUCGGAUUCGGAUUCAGGCUCGAUGGCAAAGGUGCCCAAGAUCGAUACCAAGAAAAAGGAUACCUCUCCCACUAACGGGUCCGACUCGUCGGCGACACUGGGCAAAACCUCACCUCAAUUCUUUCCAGUUGAUAAGUUCGCCCCGCUCCCACCGGACCCCAUCAAGGCAAACAAUAGAGGCAAAAAGGGGGACGGCGACAAGCAGACCAUAACGCCAUUCUCGCGCGUCCGCAAGGACAUCCAGGUCGACCCGCGCCUAGCAUCCAAUGCGUAUGCGGGCCAUGAGUGGGGCCAGAAGGCGCACGAGGACCUAAUCGUGACUAAGGGCAAGGGAUUCACCAAGGAGAAGAACAAGAAGAAGAAGGGCAGCUACCGAGGCGGGCCCAUUAAUACCAAUGCCCUGGGCGGCAUCAAGUUUGACGAUUGA